Pneumocystis jirovecii RU7 is the source of this 576-nucleotide messenger RNA. RefSeq lists its product as uncharacterized. The record is from RefSeq and is a predicted model, not a curated record. The coding region runs from base 1 to 576 and encodes 191 amino acids. Lineage: Eukaryota; Fungi; Ascomycota; Pneumocystomycetes; Pneumocystales; Pneumocystaceae. Gene Ontology annotation, cellular component: nucleus; cytoplasm. The transcript has 3 exons. Gene Ontology annotation, molecular function: protein-folding chaperone binding; protein folding chaperone.
AUGGCUUUAUCGCGGUGCCCAUACGAGACACUUUCGCUUACACGAAGUGCAACAAAGGAAGAGAUCCGCCGUGCAUACCGGCGAGAGGCACUUGCAAAUCACCCGGAUAAAGUCCCGGAGGAGCGGCGCGCAGCGGCUGAACACCGCUUUAAAGAGGUUAAAGAGGCGUAUGAAGUGUUAUAUGAUGGUAAGUAUAUAGAGAGAUACAUUUUUUUUCGAAAAGAAGCAAGAAAAAGGCAAGAUAGUCAAGAUAUACUGAAAAUUAAGACGGGGGCUAAUGGAGUAGACAAUAAGCGACGCUUGUUUGAUACGUAUGGACUGUCAUGUGCACCUCCAGAGAGAGAGGAAAGAGGCACAGAGUGGUUUGCAGCAGCACAGGAACAGUUUAUGGAGCACAUGUUUCCGCAGAGGACAGUACGGAUGUUUUUCCGGGAAAUGAGUGGGUUUCCGCGGUUCUCACACCAUAUUCCAUCAAGUAUAUUUGAAGAAAUGGGAUUCUCAACGAUGAAUGGUCGAUACAUGGACCCGUUUGACUUUUUUGAUGAGAUGUUUACAGAUACAUGGUUUCGGUGGUAG